This is a messenger RNA of Tribolium castaneum (red flour beetle), 866 nucleotides long. RefSeq lists its product as uncharacterized. Bases 63 to 758 code for a protein of 231 amino acids. The record is from RefSeq and is a predicted model, not a curated record. NCBI's taxonomy places the organism in Eukaryota, Metazoa, Arthropoda, Insecta, Coleoptera, Tenebrionidae. The transcript has 4 exons.
UCUACAACUGGAGACUGAGCUUCCAAGAACAAGAGCGUGAAUUACUCCAUAAUUACAAAAACAUGAAGUCGAGCAUUAGACUAAUCAAGAAAAUACGAGACCGACAUGACCACAACAUUGCCAGCUAUUUUAUCAAGACUGUCUUUAUGUGGGAACUGGAAAAUUUCGAUAAAAAUUUCUGGGAACAGUCGUUAAGUUUCGUGUUUAUGACUAUGUUGAGAAAAUACGGUGAGUAUAUAAAACGGCGCAACAUCCCGAACUAUUGGCACGAAAAACACAAUCUGAUCGAAGAUUUGAGAGAAGAAACUGCUGUUUGUAUCGCAAAUAAAAUCCGGAAUAUUGGCGACCACAUCGAGCGAAUUUGUAGCACAAACUCGGGUUUUUACGACAUUGUUAAUUAUUUCUUAAAGCCCCACGAGUUUGACUUGGACAGUUUUAAACAAGAAGUGAGUGUUGGUAAAAAGCUGCUCAAACGAAUGGAAUCUGACAAAAAUCUGGCACAAGUUUCGUCAAAUUCUGACGAUUCGGAAACGUCUGAUUUUGCAAAAUUGGAAAAUUUGUGUCUUCAAUUGGCCUCAGAUCAGAGGAAGAUUGUGGGUUUGCUGGAACGUUUGGGGGAAGAUUUGGAGAAGAAGAAAACGGAAGAUGAACGAAUUAUGAGGAGAAUUGAGUCAAAAAUUGACCGCUUGAUGGCGAAAAUAACUGUCGAAGAUUUUGAAACGAAUGUAACUAGUGAUACAGUCGAACUUACGAGGUGAUUUAGAAAAAAAAAUGUGUUAUUUUGUCGUUUUCUCAAGUCUAGGCAAAUUGUAUUGAUAAAGAGGGCUGACAUUAGGAAAACCGCUUUAAUAAAUUAUUUUUUUGUA